GAACUUUCUGGCUGUACGAGCAGGACACGAGCCUUCGCCAGAAAACCAGCUGGAUAGGUCGCAAUCCAAUUAGUACGACUUGCCUCGUCAGCAGAAUCUGGCAGCACUGCCAGCACGGAUUUCGCGCGCUAGCUCAGCGCAGUCUGCCAGCCAGCGCAUGGUUUCACACGAGGAGAUAUUAUGAUGCUACAGCACUACUAGCGCUCUCUGCUUUGAGUCAAAGCACCUGGCUGACUACCGUAUACCGUGUCGGGUCGGGUCCACUGACAGUGCAGGGCUUUAAACGCCACUCCCCAGGGUCUACCUGCCAACAAUGGCUGUGGUACAGUACUGCACACUACUAGCCGUCACGCCAGUGACUGCCCAAGGCAUUACUGUAGUACCUGGCUGCCAGGUAAAAGCAGUGCCCCCCAGAGUCUGGCGGGCAGACUCCUCUUCGAACCAAAACCUAGGGGCAGCCAGCUUGGAAAUCAUUUCGAUUCCGAAUGGCCUGGCUGAACAGUAGUAAGGUCCAGCCAGCCUGGCCUCUCAACAGGCGCCCGCCGAGAUGAGCCCCGACGGGACUCCAGCGGGGGCGGGACUAUUCCGCCCGUUCUUUCCGAGGAAGCAACGGGUCUUCAGAGGGUCUUUUCCUUCCUCCCUCCUCCCCCGCGGGGGCUCCUUUGAGGAGCCCCGCGCGACACUCGCGCGAGCUCUAUCUCUCCCCCUCUCUCUCUCUGUCUCUCGCUCGCUCUCGCUCGCUCACUCUCGUUCACCCUCGCUCACUCUCGCUCACUCUCGCUCUCGCGUUCCUCCUAGCUGCGACGCCCCGCGCCGCGCGUCGCCGCACAGCCGCCGCCGGCGACUCGGCGGCUAGUCCGAGGGGCGAGCCGAGGGGCGCGCGGCUGCUCAACUCGAGCGGACGAGCAGACUCGGGGCACAUUCGCGCCUCCCGCCUGCCAGGCGUACAGUGUCCAAAUGAGAACCAGAGCGCAGCCCCAAAGAGUGCGGAGCGGACCAGCGGACCUCCCUCAGAUGUGCAGCUCGAAACCGGGCCUGGGCCCGGGCAGGCACGCCGUGCGGUAGUCAGCCCGGUAGUGAGCCCCAGAGCCCGCGCAGGCGCAACCCAGCGGCGCCUUCAAGGCGGGAGCACUCCUUGAAGGUAGGGCUCUAUAAAUCCCGAAUCCAUUAUCGGAGCUUCUCAUCGUCUGGAACCACACAUUCACGAUCUUUCUCCUUCCGCUCCUACUACUCCUACCGCUCCUAGUACUACUCCUACUCCCACUAACAGUCCAGUUUCUUCUAGCAGAUUUAUAUUUCUUACAGGCAGUCUGAAGUACCUGCACGGCAUCAUGCCUUCGUCGAAGCUUCUGGCUCUCGCGCUUCUGCUGCUCGUCGUCGUCAGCCUGACGACCUUCACCGUCGCCGACAGCGACGACGACGACCGUCCAGAGCGCGAGCGCAAGCGGGACGGCACGGGCAACCAGGAUCGCGACCGCGACCGCGACCGCGACGGCUCCUGCGGCGGCAAGUCUGGCGGGUGCACCGGCAGCGGCACUGGCGGCCGGCAGAAAGCUGGCGCCAGCAAGCAGGGCGGCGGCGGUGGGGGCGGGAGUGGAACGGGACGUAUGGGAAGCGGAGGUGGCGCGGGUGCGGGUCGUGGCGGGCGCUUGGGUGGCAGCAGCAGCGCUGGAAAGGUGGGGAACCGGCGGCAGGGCAACAAUGGCAGCGGAAACUGCAACGGCAGCGGCGGCGGCGGCUGCAACGGUGGGGGCGGGGGCUCGGGGAGAGUGAGGGCGGCGAGUGUGCAGGGAGCAAGCAUUCAGAGCACGGAGUACAUGGUGGCAGACAACCGCGAGAGGGAUAGCAAGAGGGACGGCUCCGGCGACCAGGACCGCGACCGCGACCGCAAGCGCGACGGCUCCGGCUCCCGCUCUGGCUCCCGCUCUGGUUCCGCCUCCGGUUCCUCCUCCUGCACCCGAUCUGGCGGCUGCACUGGCAGCGGCGGCGGCGCUGGGCGGCAGGGUUCUGCGCAGCAGCAGGGCCGCGGAAGUGGCGCCGGCGCGGGUGCUGGCGCGGCUGGUGGACGUGCGGGCAGCAUGAGCGGAGGAGGGGCGCGCCAGGGGGGGGCUGGCCGCACGGGCGCAGGUGCAGGGAACAGGGCUGGUGGAAGUGGGAACUGUAACGGAAGUGGGUCUGGUAACUGCAAUGGGAGUGGUUCAGGGAGGAAGGGAGGGAGGAGGGGAGGACGAGGGAACCGCGACAAUGAUGGUGAUGAUGACUAGACUUGACUUGAGGUGGAUGGGUGGGUGUGAGUGGCCAUAUGGAGGAGCUGGAAAACAUUGGAGAAGAGAAGGACAUGAGAAUGGAGAAAGGACAUGAGCUGUGAAUGGCUGCUGUUUUCUCUAGGAAUGGUGAGCUGGGUGUUAGGUAAUGGGAUGCUUGGGCUCUGUUCUGUUUGCUUUACCUUGGCUGAUUAGGUGGGGCUGGUUUUGCAAUGCAACAAAAUUGGAGUUGGGCCUUCUUAACGUAGGAUUGAAUGUCGAGAGAAAAACCUACAAGGUUAUACGCCUAAGUGUUGUACCCUCUA
Molecule: messenger RNA, 2569 nt
Organism: Closterium sp. NIES-67
Lineage: Eukaryota; Viridiplantae; Streptophyta; Zygnematophyceae; Desmidiales; Closteriaceae
Source: the annotation of a GenBank genome assembly